Menidia menidia (Atlantic silverside) is the source of this 1276-nucleotide messenger RNA. The record is from the annotation of a GenBank genome assembly. Lineage: Eukaryota; Metazoa; Chordata; Actinopteri; Atheriniformes; Atherinopsidae.
CGGAACUGUUUUGGUUGGGUACCGGAAGUGCCAAGGGUGACAUUUGUCACAGAGCGGAAACGAGCACAGGCACGUUUCAACAAAUGUUAGGUGACUCUUUAAAGUCAUAGUUUACAUGUAGUGGAUAUUGACAUCUGCAUUAGUGGACCACGGAGCAGAAUGGCGGCGUGGGGCUGCCGGUUUCUUCUUCAGCGGGGAACGCGACUCCUCUCUCCUCCUGCAUUAGCAGAAAGCCCUGUCCAGCUGGUGGCUUUUGUUAGGACUGUAAAGACGACAACAUGGUUUGAUGAACACCUCACAGAGGACAAUCAGAAGUUCAUGAGGAACAGCAUGGCGGAGGAAUACAAAGAACAGACGGUCGCAAAGCUAAAUCCACUCAAAGAUGAGCCAUGGCCAAGACAUGAGUGGACAGAAGGCAGUCGACGAGUUGGGCUAGUUGCUGUAAAGUUGGGCAUGGCACCUAUCUGGACAAAAACAGGAGAAAGGCACACAGUCACCUUGUUACAGGUCCAAGACUGCCAUGUCAUCAAAUAUCUGUCGAAAGAAGAAUAUGACGGACACACCGCUGCCCUUGUCGUGGGGGGAAAGAAUGUCUCGCCAUUCCAUAAGUCAGAGGAGAGAAUGGAGAUGUUCAUGAACGCAGGAGUGCCUCCCAAGCAGAAGACCACCACCUUUAAGAUCUCUGACAAUGCCAUCAUCAAGCCAGGCACUCCUCUGUAUGCAGCACACUUCCGUCCAGGCCAGUAUGUGGACGUCACUGCCAGAUCCAUUGGCAAAGGCUUCCAAGGCGUAAUGAAGCGGUGGGGAUUCAAAGGCCAGCCAGCCACCCACGGCCAAACCAAAACCCACCGCAGACCGGGAGCCUCUGGACCAGGAGGGGAUCCAGCCAAAGUUUUCAAAGGCAAGAAGAUGCCCGGCCUAAUGGGGAACAUCUUCGUCACAGCUCACGGGCUGAAGAUAUGGAGGGUCAACACCAAGUUAAAUGUCCUCUACGUUCACGGCUCGGUCCCCGGCCACAAGAACUGUGUACUGAAGGUCAGAGACACGGUGCUGCCCACCAGGAGCUCCACCCUGGUCCACCCGCCCUUCCCCACAUACUUCACCGAAGAGGAGGGCGACCUGGAUGAAGACCUGUACGACGAAAACCUGUUCGUUCACACGGAUCCGUCGUUAACUCUUGCCUGACCAGCGUCCCCGCUGACCACUCGCCGCUGACCACCCGCCGUACCCGCGUGCUUCAAUAAAUAGUAAUUGCUAAGACCGUGUUUGUGCUUGU